Messenger RNA from Fusarium mangiferae, 4683 nucleotides. RefSeq lists its product as uncharacterized. The transcript has 3 exons. NCBI's taxonomy places the organism in Eukaryota, Fungi, Ascomycota, Sordariomycetes, Hypocreales, Nectriaceae. Bases 1 to 4683 code for a protein of 1560 amino acids. Gene Ontology annotation, molecular function: protein binding; catalytic activity. The record is from RefSeq and is a predicted model, not a curated record. Gene Ontology annotation, biological process: nucleoside metabolic process.
AUGUCAAAUCCCGAGAAGUACACGGUCGGCUGGAUUUGUGCCGUCACUACCGAGUUUGUCGCCGCGCGAGCCUUAGUUGACGAGAAACACGACCAACUUGAAAGCAUCGCCCAUCAGGACAACAAUAACUAUGCUUUGGGAAGAAUUGGGAAGCAUAAUGUUGUCAUAGCUGUCUUGCCUAAGUCCGAAUACGGCACGACUAGCGCUGCGACUGUGGCAAGAGAUAUGCUGCGCAGCUUUCCCAAUGUUCGUUUCGGACUGAUGGUCGGCAUCGGCGGUGGUGCCCCGAGUGUGAGGCACGAUAUUCGACUGGGCGAUGUCGUAGUGAGCACGCGUGGAGACGGGAGAGGCGGCGUCUUCCAGUACGACUACGGUAAGGCGAUCCAGGACCAUAGUUUUGUGGCUACGGGGUCCUUGAAUCAGCCCCCACAGUUGCUCUUGACUGCAGUAAGCGCACUUGAGGCCGAGUAUGAGUUGGAAGGGCACCAGCUCAGCGAGCAGGUCGGCAAGGCACUAGAACAGCGGCCACACCUACGAAAGAAAUACUCUCGACCUCCUCCUCAUAGCGACAAACUCUACCGAUCUGAUGUUGUGCAUCCGCACCCUUCGAAUGGAUGUGCUGAGGUGUGCGGUAACGAUUCCGCUGACCUGGUAGAUCGAAUCAAACGGAGCAAGCAAGAUGAUGAACCUAUCAUCCAUUAUGGGUUGGUCGCCAGCGCAAAUCAGUUGAUGAAGGACGCACUUGCUCGGGACUCAUUGGCGGCCAACAAGGAUGUCCUUUGUUUUGAGAUGGAAGCGGCCGGUUUAAUGAACCACUUCCCGUGUGUAGUAAUUCGUGGGAUAUGCGACUAUUCUGAUUCGCAUAAGAGUAAAGAAUGGCAAGGCUUUGCGGCAAUGGUGGCGGCCGCAUAUGCGAAAGAUCUCCUAUGUCAGAUUCCACCCAGUAAGAUCGAGACCGAGACGCCUAUCAGGCAAGUCCUCACUUCUAUUGAAAUCACGGGAAACGUUACCAAAGACACGGUGAUAAGCAUGGCAUCUGAUCAUCAUGUUGCUAAAAUCGAGCGCUGGCUAUCACCACCAGAUUACUCAACGAAUGCUAAUCUGGCGAGAAAACAGCGCCAUCCCGGCACCGGAACUUGGCUACUCAACAAUCCCGCCUUUCAUGAGUGGGAAUUUGGGUUACGCCAACAUUUGUGGCUCUACGGCUUGGUGGGAUGCGGGAAGUCGGUUUUGAGUACGACCAUUCUUGAUCAUCUCCUGUCAAAUAGCACUCGCACCACGCUUGCAUUCUUCUUCGAUUUCAACGAUCCUGGGAAGCAGAGAUUAGAGAACCUUUUGCGCUCGCUAGCAGCUCAGCUCUAUCGUACUAGUAACCAAGCUGCAAAAAGACUUGACAAUCUUUUUGCUUCCCAUGAUGAUGGACGGAAGCAACCGGACACGACUGCUUUAACAGCAUGUAUUCAUACUAUGAUAGAGUUGACUGGACAAGUUUCCGUCAUCAUCGACGCUCUGGAUGAGUGUACUGAAAGGAAAGAACUUAUGCAAUGGCUGAAACGCUCAAUGUCCAACAAAGCCCAGCUUAUUGUUACUGGCCGGCCUGAAGCAGAAUUCGAACGCGAGAUCCCUCGAUUGUUCGAUGAGCAGAAUUGUGUCUUGCUUGACAAAGAAGCUGUAAAUGCUGAUAUACGUUCUUAUGUCGAGGCAGCGCUUAAGCAGAGGCCCGAUUUUGUGGAUAAGAAUCUAUCUCCGAGUAUUCUAGAGAUGGUGCGUGACAAGAUCGGAAACGGAGCCGACGGAAUGUUCAGAUGGGCAGCUUGCCAACUUGAUAGUCUUGCUCAAUGCUUGAGCCCAAGAGACAUCAAGACAGCUCUUGGAUCCUUACCCCAUGACUUGAAUGAAACAUAUCGCCGCAUGCUCGCAAACAUACCGCCAAAACAUAAGUCCAGCGCAAUUCGUCUCUUGCAAUUUCUUGUCCACACCAAGCGGCCUCUGAAGGUGAUGGAAGCCAUCGAAGUGAUAGCUACGCAGAUCGAUCAGGAACCCCGAGGCUUCAAUGUUGACGGCAGACUGUGUCAAGAACGCGAUGUACUACGAUACUGCCCCAGCUUAGUGGUUAUCGCUAAAGUAAGGACACAUGAUCGGGUUGUCGACGAACUUCAUCUUGCCCACUUCUCUGUUAAAGAAUAUCUUCUUGAGCAAGUCCAAUUCGACCUGCAAAGCGCUAGCGCUGUCCUCACUCAAACAUGCUUGGCUUAUCUUACCGAUAUCCAGAGCGAGCAUGGCACAGUCCAACGUGAUUUUCCGAUGGCACAAUAUGCGGCAAAAUUCUGGAUGGACUAUGCUAUUUUGGUAGACACUUCGGAAGAAAUAACCAGACGAAUUGUGAGCUUCUUAAAAGACUCGAUAACCUUUCGACGAUGGGGAUGUUUGUAUCAGGCCGACUAUUCAUGGGACGAUGACCCUGGGCCUCCAAGAGCACCUGCGCUUUAUUAUACAUGUCUGGGAGGACUCAGAAGAGUGGUAGAAUAUUUGGUAGACGAAGGGGCGGAUGUGAACGCUGAGGGCGGCAAGUACGGCAAUGCUUUGCAGGCCGCCUCAUUUCGGGGUCAUCUAGCAGUUGUGCAAGUUCUGUUAGACAAAGGAGCAUAUGUCAAUAUCGGGGGCGGCGAGUAUGGCAACGCCCUUCAAGCUGCCUCAUUUUGGGGCUACCAAAAGAUUGUGCGACUGCUUCUAGCAAAAGGCGCAGACGUCAACGUGCACGGCGGCGAGUAUAGUAAUGCUCUACAAGCUGCCUCAUUUCGUGGCUAUCAAGACAUUGUGCGACUGCUUCUAGAAAAAGGCGCAGACGUCAACGCGGAAGGUGGUUGCCGUAGCGAUUUUCAACAGGUUUCCUCGUUCAACGGCCAGAUAUUCGGGGGAUCGCUCUGCAAUCAAGGAGCAUUUUUCAAUCUGCCAGGAGACUUUUGUGAUAAUGCUUUACAAACUUCUUCAUCUAACGGUCAUCGAGAGAUAGUGCGAAUGCUUCUGGAUGAAGGGGUUGAUGCUAAUGCAGAGGGCGGCAAACACGGCAAUGCUUUACAGGCUGCCUCAUUCCGCGGCCACGGAGAGAUUGUGCGAAUACUUCUGGAUAAAGGUGCAGAUAUCAACAAGCAGAGUGGCAAGUAUAGCAAUGCUCUACAUGCUGCAUCGUCCGGGGGCCAUCAAGAGAUCAUGGGAAUGCUUCUGGAUGAAAUGGCGGAAGCCAACAUCAAGGGCACCCAAGACGCUCUAGAGGUUGCCUCAUCCAAGGGCCAUCAAGAGAUUGUGCGGAUGCUUUUGGAUACAGAGGCGAAAGUCAACGCGCAGGGUGGCAAGUAUAUCAAUGCUCUUCGAGCUGCCUCAUGUAAAGGCCAUAUAGAGGUUAUGCGACUGCUUCUAGAUAAAGGAGCAGAUGUCAAUGCGCAGGACAGUUUUUAUGGUAAUGCUUUACAAGCGGCCUCACAUAAGGGUCAUAUAGAGGUUGUACGACUGCUACUGGAUCAAGGAGCAGAAACCAAUGUGCAGGGCGGUUUCUAUGGCAAUGCCUUACAAGCCGCCGUAGCUGGGGGUCACGCAGAUAUUCUACGGAUGCUUCUAGAUAAAGGAGCAGACAUCAACGCGCAGGACGGCAUACACGGCAAUGCUCUAUAUACUGCCUCAUGUAAAGGCUAUAUAGAGGUUGUGCAACUGCUGCUUGAUGAAGGAGCAGAGGUCAAUACGCAGGGCGGUUUCUAUGGCAAUGCUUUAUGUGCUGCAUUAAACGAAAGCCAUCUGGAAGUUGUGCGAUUAUUGCUCGAUAAAGGGGCAGAUGCUAACGCAGAGGGUGGCUUACUUGGCAAUGCCCUAUCUACUGCCUCUGGCAAGGGUCAUCGGGAAGUUGUGCAACUAUUGCUAGAUAAAGGGGCAUAUAUCAACGCAGAGGAUGGCUUACUUGGCAAUGCUCUACAUGCUGCCUCAGAUAAAGGUCAUCUAGAGGUCGUACGGCUGCUACUCGAGAAUGGAGCAGACGUUAACACCAAGGGUAGGAAGUAUAUCAAUGCGCUAUAUACUGCCUCUUUCCAGGGUCAUCCGGAAGUUGUGCGACUAUUACUAGAGAAAGGGGCAGAUAUUAAUGCGCUGGGUGGCUUUUAUGGCAAUGCUUUGCAUAUUGCCUCUUUUCGAGGUCAUCUAGAGGUUAUAGUAUUGCUCCUUGACAAAGGAGCAGAUGUUAACACGCAGGGCGGCGAAUAUGGCAAUGCUCUACAAGCUGCCUCGGAUGAGGGCCAUCUAGAGGCGAUACGGCUGCUACUCGAGAACGGAGCGAACAUCGACGCAGAAGGUGGCUGUCAUGGCAGUGCUCUACAGGCUGCCUCGUUUUGGGGCUACCAGGAAAUCGUGCGAGUUCUGUUAGAUAAAGGGGCAGAUAGUAACGUGGGGGGUGGCAAGCACGGCAGUGCCCUACAGGCUGCCCUAAAUAGGGGUCACCCGGAGAUCGUGCAAAUGCUUCUGGAUGAAGGGGCGGACGUUAACGCGCAGACUGGGCUGCAUGACAAUAUUGUACAAGCCGUGUCGACGAGAGGACAUGAGAAGGACGGUCAAAUGCUGCUGGACAGAAGCGUCGACGUCAGUAUUCAAGGUAAAACCCCGAAGCCCUGCAACUAUUCAAUCGAAACGACGCUAACAUGA